Messenger RNA from Metschnikowia bicuspidata var. bicuspidata NRRL YB-4993, 342 nucleotides. RefSeq lists its product as uncharacterized. The annotation marks the transcript as partial. NCBI's taxonomy places the organism in Eukaryota, Fungi, Ascomycota, Pichiomycetes, Serinales, Metschnikowiaceae. The transcript has a single exon. The record is from RefSeq and is a predicted model, not a curated record.
GCGAAAAAAUCCGCAUUUUUUGAAGAGAUGGUAGAGACAGGCCGUCCCAACUGGAAAAAGGCGCCCCCCGAAGUAAAAGCCCGUUCCCGAGGCGUUUUCUUGAUUCUUCUAUCGAUUCCUGUUAUUCUUGUUCCCGGGUGGGAAAUAUACAGACGACUUUCAGGAAGAUCGACCAAGAAGGUCCAAGUGGGUGAGCUCGGCGACGAUAAAUCCAUCAGAAAGUUCGAUGAAAUUGAAAAGUGGGAGACAGAGAGGGACAGUAUUUUGUACAAGAUAUUUGGAAGGGAUUUUUAUCUCGACGGAUUCACAGCUAAAACAAUGAAACAAGACGAGCCUACUGAA